This is a messenger RNA of Artibeus jamaicensis (Jamaican fruit-eating bat), 1371 nucleotides long. It is a transcript of the gene CDKN1C, whose product is annotated as cyclin dependent kinase inhibitor 1C. Gene Ontology annotation, cellular component: nucleus. The transcript has 3 exons. The record is from RefSeq and is a predicted model, not a curated record. Gene Ontology annotation, molecular function: cyclin-dependent protein serine/threonine kinase inhibitor activity. Bases 25 to 1227 code for a protein of 400 amino acids. NCBI's taxonomy places the organism in Eukaryota, Metazoa, Chordata, Mammalia, Chiroptera, Phyllostomidae. Gene Ontology annotation, biological process: regulation of cell cycle.
UGUUGAAACUGAAAAUACUACUUUAUGCUAAUCGCGGUGGGGCCCGCGAGCUGUGGGCGUGGGACCCUCGAGUAUAAAGGGGCGCGCGAAGGCUGGGCGUUCCACAGCCAAGUGCUCAGCGCUCGGUGGGUGCCAACCAGGCCAAAGCCACCCGAGCGAGCGAGGACAGGCAUCGAGGGGGCGCGGCCCGACCACAGAGCGAGCGAGACUCAGGAGCCGUUCACGGCCCGACAGCCAGGUAGCCGCCGCGCCCGCCGCGUCCCUUUGCAAAUGCAGACUCCGACUGCGCGGGGUGUCCCUUGCGCCCGGCCUUCGCCCUCCUCUUCUCCUUCUCCUUCUCCUCCUCUUCCUCUCCUCUCCUCUCCUCUCCCACGGCCCGGGACCCUGCGGUCCCUGGCCAUGUCCGACGUGUAUCUCUGCAGCGAAUUGGCAAUGGAGCGUCUUGUCUCCCGCCGCGCCUAUCCCCAGAUAGCGCGCAGCAGCGCCUGCCGUAGCCUCUUCGGGCCGGUGGACCACGAGGAGCUGAGCCGCGAGCUGCAGAUGCGCCUCGCGGAGCUGAAUGCCGAGGACCAGCGCCGCUGGGACUACAACUUCCAGCAGGACGUGCCGCUGCGGGGCCCCGGGCGCCUGCAGUGGACCGAGGUGGACAGCGAGUCCGUGCCCGCCUUCUACCGCGAGACGGUGCAGGUGGGGCGCUGCCGCCUGUUCCUGCCGCCCCGGCCCCGCCCGGAAGGCGCGGGUGCUAACCCGCCCCCCGGGCCGCCGGCUGACGAGCCCCUCGACGGCCUGGAGGAGGCGCCGGCGUCGCCCGACAGCGGCCCGGCCGUGGCUCCGGCCCCGGCCCCCGCCGCGGCGCCGCCAGAGAGCGCUGAGCAGGAGGCGGGACCGCCGCCGCGCAACCAGGAGCCCCAGGCUGAGCCGCUGCACUCAGGGAUGUCGGGGCGCCCCGCGGCGGGCACUGCGGCCACCUCCGCCGCAGCGGCCACCGCCGCGGCCGCUGCCACCACUGCCGCUGCUGCCGCCGCGGCCGGAGCUGGAGGAGCUGGGAUCAAGAAGCUGCCCGGGCCUCUGAUUUCUGCGCGCGCUGUCGCCGCAGACUUCUUUGCCAAGCGCAAGAGAUCUGCUCCGGAGGCCAAGCCCAACGAGGUCCCUGCGGGAUGCAACGCUUCUGGCGGCGCCCCGCCCGUGGGCUCCCCGGAGCAAACCCCGCGCAAGCGUCUGCGAUGAGCCUCACACCCAAAGAGCCCCGAGGGAACCCGCUGGGCAGCCGACAGAAAAAGAGCGCUGGGCCUCGGCCGGGACCGUCCUUGUAGCAGCGACCGGUGGCAAGCCGCCACCGGCAGCGUUUGGUUUUGUGUUAAAGUUUGAAAA